AGAAGAAGAGAGAGAAUCCGAAUGUCCUCUGUGGCAUAGCCAUUUUAAUCCUGCCCCCAAAAAACAAAACCCCCGUUGAUCGCACCACCCAGCAUUAUCUUUUGUUUUCUAAUAAAACAAAAACAAGAAGAAGAAUAAGCGAUUGCUAUUCCAUACCACUGCGCCGCGGAGGCCAUGGCUUCGUCUCCUGCGGCGUUGCUUCUUCUUCUUCUUCUUCUUCUCGUCUUAUUCUUCUCGCCAUCGUCGGGUGAGGAGGGGAAUGGCGGCGGCGUGCUUCCGCGGUUCGCGGAGGCGUCGCUGGUGGCGGGGCUCAUCUCCUCCUCCGUCCGCGCCGCGCUGGAGUCCCCGCUCAACUACGCGCGCAGCUACCUCGCCGACCUCCUCCCCGCGUGCGUCCCCCGCGCCAUCUACCUCGACUCCGACGUGCUCGCCGUCGACGACGUGCGCCGCCUCUGGGCCACGCGCCUCCCCUCCGCCGCCGUCGUCGCCGCCCCCGAGUACUGCCGCGCCAACUUCACCCGCUACUUCACCCCCGCCUUCUGGUCCGACCCCGCCCUCGGCCCCCGCGCCUUCCGCCGCCCCCGCCCCCCCUGCUACUUCAACACAGGCGUCAUGCUCGUCGACCUCCGCCGCUGGCGCGCCGCAGGCUACCGCCGCAGGAUCGAGGCGUGGAUGGGCCUGCAGCGGCAGCGGAGGAUCUACGAGCUGGGGUCUCUGCCGCCCUUCCUUCUGGUGUUCGCCGGGGCGAUCGAGGCCGUCGAUCACAGGUGGAACCAGCACGGCCUCGGCGGCGACAACGUCCACGGCAGCUGCCGACCCCUCCACCCUGGCCCCGUCAGCUUGAUGCACUGGAGCGGGAAGGGGAAGCCGUGGGAUCGCCUCGACGCCGCAAAUCCCUGCCCCCUCGACCGCAUCUGGGCGCCGUACGAUCUCUACAUCCCCCCUCCUCCUCCUCCUCCUCCCUCUCAUGAAUCCAAUUCAUCCUUUUCCCACUCCCUCUCCUCUUGGUAGUAGAUUCUCUAAAUUUAGAUAGAAAUUUAGUGAGAGAGGGAGUAACAGUUGAGAGGCAAAAGAAUUGGUGGAGAAUGAGGAGGAUUUGAUUAUUUUAGGCAAUGGUUUGAUUGGCUUUGCGUUGCAUUCUUUUGCCUUCGUCGUCCAUGUACAAAGCGAAGGGAUUCAAAUUCGAUUGAAUUCCCUAUUGGCAUAGAAGGUUAAUUCUAGGAAAUUUGUCAGCGAACUCAUUGGGGAUCAGAAAAUGUAGCAAAUGCUCCUUGUGUUAAAUUUUUUACUUGGAUGAGUUAAAAUUGCGUUUUGAA
This is a messenger RNA of Ananas comosus (pineapple), 1316 nucleotides long. Its product is annotated as probable galacturonosyltransferase-like 9. Gene Ontology annotation, molecular function: glycosyltransferase activity. The record is from RefSeq and is a predicted model, not a curated record. Lineage: Eukaryota; Viridiplantae; Streptophyta; Magnoliopsida; Poales; Bromeliaceae. Bases 175 to 1011 code for a protein of 278 amino acids. The transcript has a single exon. Gene Ontology annotation, cellular component: Golgi apparatus.